CGAACUUUUCGAUUGGCAAAUGACUCAGAAUUCGGCAAGAUGGAGCCUUUCGCUUGGUUUUUACGAAGCCUAUUCAGCACGUGUGUAAAAAGUGCCAAACUAAUUUCAGAAAAUGGAUGAUCGAAGUGAUAUAGCUCAUGAAGGUCCCAGUGGUAUGGAUCCGGAAGGUGUCAUUGAGUCAACUUGGCAUGAAGUUUACGACAACUUCGAUGACAUGAAUUUACGCGAAGAGCUUUUAAGGGGGAUUUAUGGCUACGGUUUUGAGAAACCUUCAGCUAUUCAGCAACGCGCCAUUAUUCCUUGUGUUAAAGGUCGCGACGUGAUUGCUCAAGCCCAAUCUGGAACGGGAAAAACUGCAACGUUUUCAAUUGCUAUCUUGCAACAAAUCGAUAUGUCCAUCCGUGACUGUCAGGCUUUGAUUUUGGCCCCAACUAGAGAGUUGGCAACUCAAAUUCAACGUGUUGUUAUGGCACUUGGUGAAUACAUGAAAGUUCAUUCGCAUGCUUGCAUCGGUGGAACUAAUGUGCGUGAGGAUGCCAGAAACCUGGAAUCUGGAUGUCAUGUUGUUGUUGGUACGCCUGGUCGUGUGCAUGAUAUGAUUAACCGAAAAGUGCUUCGGACACACAAUAUUAAAUUGUUCGUAUUGGAUGAAGCUGAUGAGAUGUUAUCACGUGGUUUUAAAGAUCAAAUACAAGAUGUUUUUAAAAUGCUUCCUCCAGACGUUCAAGUUAUUUUAUUAUCUGCCACUAUGCCGCCUGAUGUUCUUGAAGUUAGCCGCUGUUUUAUGCGAGAUCCAGUAAGCAUUUUAGUGAAGAAAGAGGAGCUUACAUUAGAAGGUAUCAAACAAUUUUACGUUAAUGUUAAGCAAGAAAACUGGAAGCUUGGUACUCUGUGUGAUUUGUAUGAUACGCUAUCCAUUACUCAAUCUGUAAUUUUCUGUAAUACAAGGCGCAAGGUGGAUCAGUUGACCCAAGAAAUGACAAAUCAUAACUUCACUGUAUCUGCCAUGCAUGGUGAUAUGGAGCAACGUGAUCGUGAAGUGAUUAUGAAGCAAUUCCGUUCAGGUUCUUCACGUGUUCUUAUUACAACUGAUUUGCUCGCUCGUGGUAUUGAUGUACAACAAGUUUCGCUAGUCAUCAACUAUGACUUGCCAUCCAAUAGAGAAAAUUACAUUCAUAGAAUUGGUCGUGGUGGGCGUUUUGGUCGCAAAGGAGUGGCAAUUAAUUUUAUUACGGACGAGGAUAGAAGAAUUCUUAAAGACAUAGAACAGUUCUACCACACCACUAUUGAGGAAAUGCCUGCCAAUAUUGCUGAUCUAAUUUAAAUCUCUUAAAGUCGGAAGCUUCAAUUAAAGCAGUGUAUGAAAACACCAACAAUAAUAUGUGUAAAUCAGAUUAUAUAACAUCUUACAAGUGGGUGCAGAUGCAUCUUAUUCUCCAAAAUAAAAAGUAUAUAUAUUAUACAAUGAACAACUGCAAAAACUACAACUUCAAAAGAAAGAUUAAGUUGUUUCAGCUCUUUUCUAGAAUAUUGAUAUACAUUUAUUAAAUAACAAAAAGCAAGAACUAUAAGAAUUAUACUACAAUAAUAAACUAACUGGGCCACAGCUGUAGUAAAGACAGGGCAGAAAGUAA
Messenger RNA from Bactrocera neohumeralis, 1634 nucleotides. RefSeq names its product eukaryotic initiation factor 4A (gene eIF4A). Gene Ontology annotation, molecular function: RNA binding; ATP binding; RNA helicase activity. The coding region runs from base 113 to 1324 and encodes 403 amino acids. Lineage: Eukaryota; Metazoa; Arthropoda; Insecta; Diptera; Tephritidae. The transcript is spliced from 5 exons. The record is from RefSeq and is a predicted model, not a curated record.